UAAACUACUGAAAAGCAACCGUCCUUAUAGUUUUUGACUUGACGGUGUCGUUACCCGAACUGCACUUCCGGCACGGAAGUUUACCGCUUGCAGACAAUACUGAGACCCUUUUGUCUUUAUGUUAAGCUCCUGUUUACCCUUAAGUUUCAUCACAUUAUAGUUAAAGGGUAAAACAACUGAUUGUGGCAACGCUCUGGUCUGGCUCAGACACAAAGAGAAACCCUAUGAAUGAAGCUGCAGUACCGUCAAUGUCCCUUUCAAAGUUCUUCCCUAUUUCUCUGGAGAUCCUGGAGGAGAUCUUCCUGAAUCUUCCUCCUGGUGAGGUGGUUCGUGUCUGCCGGGUAGUGUGCCAUCAGUGGAAAGAAGUGGUUGAUAGUAAGUCCCUGUGGAAAGAGAGAUGUAGAAGGGAAGGAUAUAACCUCAGUGAUACUUCCAAAAAUCCUGAAGACUGGAGGUUGUUUUACUUCUUGUGCAAGCAGAGAAGAAAUCUUCUCAAGAAUCCUAGAGGAGAAGAGGAACUCAGCGGCUGGCUGAUUUUGAAUAAUGAUUAUAGAUGUUUUCGAUAUGGUGGUAGAUUUGGUGGUUUGGAUGGAUUUGGUGGUAAUAGAUGGGCAGUGCACGCGAUCAGAGAGCCUCAUCCAGAUGAGACAGUCCAAAAAAACUUUGUGACCUCUUACAACAUGGCGAAGAAGUCACAGCUGAUUGAUUUGGAGAAGGAAGGUUACAGCCCGUCGUUCAUGGAUCACUUCCAGCCAGAUAUCCGAAUAUCUGAUUGGUAUGCACCAAGAUGCGACUGCGGCUGUAUAUAUGAGAUCCGUGCAGAGCUUUUGAAUGAAAAAAAGAGGCCUAUUCAGACAUUUGCUCCGGAGAUUGUUGAGUUUACGUAUGGGAGUGACGAGCGAUGGAAUGAGAUGGCCCAUGUAUUCAAGAACUAUGGACCAGGAGUGAGGUACGUCAUUUUCACCCACGGAGGCAGGGACACACAGUUCUGGGCAGGAUGGUAUGGGAUUCGCCUCACCGAAAGCUGCGUUGAGAUAUGUCCAGCAGCGGACAAAUAGCUCCUGCUUUUGCUUGAAAUUGCACCUCUUAUUUGCCUUAUAUAAUCUUCUGUUAUGUAAUGUGUCAAGGAAUGUUUCUCUCACUGCUAAACUAUGAAUAUGUGCAGUCUUUAUGAAAUGUUACGUUGUAACAGCCACAGUUUGAGAAAAUGUACAAGUACAGUAGCAGAGCACAUCCCCUCAUUGUUAAGAGGAUCUUAAUCCUCACUAAAAGUGCCUCCGAAAUAUUUUUGACAUUCCUCUCAAAAUAAGCAGUUCAACUUCAAUCAAUACUUUGGUUAUUUACCCUUUAGUGAUGUUCCCUGACCACUGUCAUAAAAUGGGUUUGCACAGUAUAAUGUGGAGUGAUAAUAUUAUGUUUUAGGUGACAUGAAGGCAUCAGUUGAACAAUAAAGUACAGUUACUUCAGGAAUAAAAUGCAUCUUUUGAGCAUGUCUUUGUGAAUGUUAAAAGGUUCACCACUACUGUUCGGCAUAUCAGCCUUAAUAGAAAUGUUAUUUGCACAGCCCAAUGAGAUGUUUCCAAAAUGCACACCUGAUUUUUUUCCUAGGGUUCGUUCGAUUAAAAUCCUUUUUCUUUUGUAUUGAUCAGUCCGUCUAGGUAGGCUAUGUCUGCUCUGGCAUUUUAUAAACUUUUUUUAUGUUUACAAGUUUUUAGCCAUGGUUGUGUAGGCCUACUUAUUUGUCUUUAUUUUUAUUGUAUUACU
This is a messenger RNA of Trematomus bernacchii (emerald rockcod), 1764 nucleotides long. RefSeq names its product F-box only protein 6-like. Gene Ontology annotation, biological process: SCF-dependent proteasomal ubiquitin-dependent protein catabolic process; glycoprotein catabolic process. Bases 225 to 1058 code for a protein of 277 amino acids. Gene Ontology annotation, molecular function: protein binding; ubiquitin protein ligase activity. NCBI's taxonomy places the organism in Eukaryota, Metazoa, Chordata, Actinopteri, Perciformes, Nototheniidae. Gene Ontology annotation, cellular component: SCF ubiquitin ligase complex; cytoplasm. The record is from RefSeq and is a predicted model, not a curated record. The transcript is spliced from 6 exons.